AAGAAGUCAAACCGGAAGUCGGCGAAGCGGGAGGUUGAAAAACGUAAACAAACUUUUAAGUAGCUGGGACCUUUUAUUUCACGGUAAAAGCAUUAACAAGAUGUUGAAAAAAGCGCCCAAACUGAAGAGCACCGUCAAGACGAAGGCGAAGGGCAGCAUUAUCGUCCGACCGGCGUCAGAGGCGAUGAUUGAGCUGGUGACUCUCCUGUUCCUGAACAGUCUGACUGAAGAGGCGAAGGCCAAAGCGUUUGAGGAGAAAUCUGCCACCAUCAGAGCUCAACAUGUCCGAGCUGUGGCUAAGAAAGUGUUGAAAAAGUCGAGAGGAUGAAGAUGACGAGGAUCAUCGUUUCAUUUUUGUGGACAUUAUAAAAGACAGAAGGAUUAUUUCUGUGGUAUGUUUUUGCCUAAAGUCUACUGUUUUGUGGCUUUAUUUUAUUCUUUGUGAAAGAAAAUCUCUCAGUUUUCCUGUCAUAAAAGUUUUUUGUUUUUUAUUAAAUUGUUAAUUCUUUUAA
Molecule: messenger RNA, 512 nt
Organism: Acanthochromis polyacanthus (spiny chromis)
Lineage: Eukaryota; Metazoa; Chordata; Actinopteri; Pomacentridae
Gene: cenpw
Product: centromere protein W
Exons: 3
Coding region: 101-328 (75 amino acids)
Biological process (GO): chromosome segregation; kinetochore assembly; mitotic cell cycle
Cellular component (GO): nucleoplasm; kinetochore
Molecular function (GO): protein heterodimerization activity; DNA binding
Source: RefSeq, a predicted model, not a curated record